Aspergillus brunneoviolaceus CBS 621.78 is the source of this 1362-nucleotide messenger RNA. RefSeq lists its product as uncharacterized. Lineage: Eukaryota; Fungi; Ascomycota; Eurotiomycetes; Eurotiales; Aspergillaceae. The transcript has a single exon. The coding region runs from base 1 to 1362 and encodes 453 amino acids. The record is from RefSeq and is a predicted model, not a curated record.
AUGACAAACACCUAUAUGAUGAUCUCAGACUCGAUCAAAGAGAGAGAGAUCUCCUACUGGUCGAUCUUUCCUUCUACACUCGAUUCGGCCAAGCGUGAAGAGCCACCUUUUCACGGUCUUCCUCUUCCGACAUUAGCGGAAGCCUGUUGCUCGUACAUGCCUGCCAAACGGAGUCCCUUGCUAACGGACUGCAAUCAACUUGAACACCUUGGGGUUGUCUCAGAGCCGCUGCAGAAGGCACCUGUGGCUUGUUCUCCGGCUGUAUGCCUGGACGAUGCUUCUAGCGCUGCUAGUCCUCCGAACAUCAAAUUCGACACGAGCACCGUGGCCAACGAGCCGUUCUUGUUUCCACACAGAGCUUUAAGCUCAAAGCAGGACCUGGUUGCGUCUGGCGUUAGGGAUAGUGAGUGCCUGCCCGCCGAUCACCUCAUUAGUGUCGCGCAUCAAGAGCCUGGAAUAGCCACCAGCAACAACGAUGCUGAAGUCCCACUGCCGAAAGUCGAAGUACCAUGGGAUUAUAGCUCCGUUGUGACAUUCAAUGAUAGCUUUAGAAGCGCAGAGGAGACGAAAGAUACCACCAGUGCUCUCACCUGGUCCAUACCUGAAGUUUAUCAAGUGGGAUGUGCAACGCAUUCGAGGGAUAUCAGCCACGAUGAACUGGCAUAUCCCGCACCUUGUGUGUCCAGCGCAACAGCCCAUUUAUGCAAUGAUGAGCUGAGUGGUACUUUCGACCAGCUGAUUUCAAUGCCGGAUCACUCUCCAGAUGACAGUUUUCAGUCCAGCCAUGACGGGUGGUCGGACAUUCCAAGUCCAUUAGCUGGAGUCUGUCCUGGCAAAACAGGCUAUCCUGACAUGCUUCCGGUCCCGGAGAGACAAAUGACAAGUCAGGCACCAACCUACUAUCAGCCUCUUCCAACAUACUCUUAUCAACACCAGGACUCGUCUACCUUUGCUCCUUCACAUCAUCCGCUCCCCCCUCCAUUCCAGCCGCAGUUAUCCCCAGCCAACGGACAUGUAGCGGUUGGGAUAGGAGGCGCACUCAGAGAAUCCACGAUGCGCGGAUCCGAUGCCAAGAACAAGCUCUUGAUCAAGUACAAGCAGCAAGGCUUUUCGUACAAGACCAUCAAGGAGGUUUGCAACUUCGCCGAGGCCGAAUCCACCCUUCGUGGCAGAUAUCGGACUUUGACCAAACCCAAGCACUCCCGAGUGAGAAAGCCGCAAUGGCAAGAUAGAGAUGUAAAGUUCAUUGAUCCCCACCCCCCUCCCUAUUGUUGGUUGCGUGAUUCAACUGUGAGCAUAAUCCCAUAUAUCGACCUUGAGUUUCUUACGUCCGUUCCUGUUGCAGAUUCAACUUCUUUGUGA